AUCCAAACUGCUCAGAGAACUCCUACUUCUUCUCAGCUGUCUGUGUUUCAUGGCGAAACAGGAUGGGAAGAGUCUCUUUCUGUGGUAGAGAGCGUACGGACAUCUGCACUCAGUCAGCAUAACCCUUCUUCCUUUACCAGAUUCAAGAGCACAUUUGGAAGAUUUGAGAUGAGAAGACGUCUUGCUGUGGAGUCCGGUACUGAGGCAUGUCUUUGAGAGAGUCACCUUUCUCCGAUGGUGUUUUGGAAGUUCUCCAUGCUGUAGGAUGGGGUCUCAUCUUCCCGUGUUACUGGUUCCUGGACCGCCUCAUCGCCAACUGUGUCUUCACCACUCUGGAGCGCAUGCAGAGGCGCGAGCAGCUCCUUCCACUUCAGGUCAUCUUCGGCUCCAUCCUCUUUUUCAUCUUAUUCGUAAUUUCCACACCCUUCGCCCUCCUGGGGUUUGUGCUAUGGGCGCCUCUGCAAGCAGUACGCAGGCCAUUCUCGUACCACCAACAGGUACCAAUUAUCCCCAUGGAGGACCGGAAUGCCCGGUGGGAGGAGACGGGUAAAGUCAGCUUCGGAUUCGUAUCGGCCAACCUGUGCCUACUGCCCGACAGCCUAGCGCGCUUCAACAACCUUGGACACACGCAGCAACGUGCCGAAAUCAUUGGACAAAACAUCGUCCAAGGUGUGACGCGCCCUCACAUCUGUAUUUCUGUGGAUUCUCCGAGUAGCUGCGGCACGGUGAUGCCAUCCAGCAGUCUGCUUCCACAGGCCGCCCCAUCCACGUAUGGAUCAGUAGACUCCAACGCAGGAGAGACGGGGGACGUUGAACCGGAUGGAAAUAUUCCAAAUAGUUCCACAAGGAAUUCCAAAGAACCCAACUGCAACCAAAACUCCAACCAGCAUGGCAGCCAAGUGCACAGACAAGGCGACAUUCCGAUGGAAGUGUCCGCUUUGUUCCCGCCCACUGUGGAUAUUGUGUGCCUGGAGGAAGUUUUCGAUAAGAGAGCUGCUUUCAAACUCAUGCGGGCUCUCGGACCGCUCUAUGGUCAUGUGAUCUAUGAUGUCGGUGUUUAUGCAGGGCAGCCACCUGGAACCUGCUCCUCUUUCAAAUUUUUUAACAGUGGAUUAUUCGUGGCCAGUCGCUUCCCCGUGAUUGAGGCCCGGUACAACUGCUUUACCAACGGCCACAGAGAAGAUGCACUGGCCGCCAAAGGCCUGCUCUCUGUAAAGGUGGAAAUAGGGUUGCAAAAAGGAGACAAGAAAAUGGUUGGCUAUUUUAACUGCACUCACCUACAUGCUCCUGAAGGACAUGGAGGGAUACGCUUUGAGCAGCUCAACAUGCUGACUAAAUGGAUCAAUGAGUUUCAAGCAGGGACCAAGAAAGCUGAUGAAAUGGUGAUAUUUGAUGUGCUGUGCGGAGACUUCAACUUUGACAACUGUUCCCCUGAUAACAAUCUGGAGCAAAGGCACGGUCUGUUUGAAGACUACAGAGACCCCUGCAGAGCUGGACCGGGUCAAGAGAAGCCCUGGGUCAUUGGGACCCUAUUGGAACAACCAACACUCUAUCAUGAGAAUGUGCUGACCCCCGACAACCUGCAGCGAACUUUGGAAAGUGAAGAACUGCGCAGAGGGUAUUUAUCCCCACCGGUCCCCAUGAUCGGCAUCCCCAUGGUUUACCCCGAGCCCAAUCAACCCUGGGUGGGACGUCGGAUUGAUUAUCUUCUGUAUCGAGAGAACUCCAUCUCCAGUCACUGCAAAACAGAAGUGGAAGAGUUUACGUACGUGACCCAGCUGGCUGGUUUGACAGAUCACAUCCCUGUGGGCUUUAGACUCGGUGUCACGCUGGAUUCAGAAGAGAUGUGAAGAUCAUGUACCAUGCAUACUUUCCAGUGGACCAGACCUGCUGACACAUCAGCUAUACUGAAUUCAUGAAAUGCUUUAAAGAUCAAUAAGAGAGGAGAGGAGAGAGAGAGAGAGAGAGAGAGAGAGAGACAAUAACUUUGAAAUACUUGACAUGUGAGGAGAAAAACACCAAAUAUCACAAUUUGAAUUACUAUUUGAACAAAGCAAUAGUUACGACACUCUUUUCUAUGCAUACGCUCAAUCUGUACAGCGCCAGUAAUUUCAGUGGAUCUAUGGAUAGAUACAAAUAGUUUAAAUAGGUUUUUAAUCUGUUACAUUUUUAAGACACUGUUUUACUUUCAUGACAACACAGAAAUGAUUUUGGAAAUAUAUUUAAAUUUAAAAAAAAAAACAAUUUUCAUAACAUCAGAGGUGUUUUGUGGUUGUUGUUAUUAUUAUACUAUAUAUUAUUUAAUAGAAUAUUUAGUAUCUUGGUCUUUCUUGAACCAUAACUAACUUCAAAGCAACUAACUUCAAAGGAAGGAACUUCAAGACCAAAUGGUUCAAUCUUCAGCUUUAUAGCUUCUCAAAAAUAAUACACUAACCAAAAAUAACAUGGUUAUACCAGAAUACCAUGGUGUUCUUUAAAGUGCCAUAUAGUGCUGUGUAAUACUCUUACGUAAGAACAUCAAUUAGUAAAAUGGUAUAUGGUGUAUUAAGCUACUACUGUCAUGUUCUGUCUCCCUCGUGUUUACCUUGGACUCUUAUUUUGAAGUUUCCUCCCGGACUACAUCUCCCACAGUGCACUACCCUCAUCACUACCAGCUGUUCCUCAUCAUCCACACCUGUCUUCCAUCCCCUCAUUAGUUCUAUGUGUAUAAAUACCCUCCAGUUUUGUUCAUUGGUUGUUGGUUCUUGUCCAUGUAAGACUUGUGAUAGUGUGUUUAUUUAGUUUGUGGCACUCCACGUUGUUCUAUAUCUCCAUUGUCUUCAUUAAACCCUGCAAAUAGAUCCAUCGCGUCUUCAUCUUCACUACCACAACUUGUGACAACUACCCUACAAUAGUACUUUUUUUAUUCUUUUUAAAUGUUUUACUCAGAAUCGUAAGAAUAUUUUCCCUCAAUCCACUUUAUUAAAAAAAAAUUAAAUGCGUUGUCAUUUGACUUUUAUUUUGAAAUCCCUUUCGCGUUCUUUGUGACAGGAAUGCGAAACCUGAUUUCACACUCGCAAACAACCGAAAUAUGUUUAAAAUGUUUUAAAAUGAACUUAGAAAGUAGUUACUGCUGUUUGUGUACGCUGCGUGUUAUUUUUAGUUCACAUCAAAAACCUUAUUCACGGAAGCGCCAUCUUUGAUUUGACGGGAAUGACAACGAGGCUGUGAGGGAUAGACGUACAGUCUCUUCAGUGGUUGGACAGUCGUUUAAAGUGUUUCUGGAUCGUUUUGAUUAUGAUAAAUUAGAAAUUUAUUUCCAAGAAAUUUCAGUAGACAAACUCGCACCAAAAGGGCUUUGAUACUGAAGAGUCUAUCCCUCACAGCCUCGUUUUCAUUCACGUCAAAAAUCAAAGAUCGUGCUACUGUGAAUGUUUUUUAUUUUAUUUUUUUAUUUUUUUUUGUGUGUGUGUGUGUCAGCUUGCUCAA
Messenger RNA from Myxocyprinus asiaticus (Chinese sucker), 3468 nucleotides. Its product is annotated as sphingomyelin phosphodiesterase 5-like. Gene Ontology annotation, biological process: sphingomyelin metabolic process. Gene Ontology annotation, molecular function: sphingomyelin phosphodiesterase activity. The record is from RefSeq and is a predicted model, not a curated record. Lineage: Eukaryota; Metazoa; Chordata; Actinopteri; Cypriniformes; Catostomidae. Gene Ontology annotation, cellular component: cytoplasm; extracellular region. The transcript has 8 exons. The coding region runs from base 207 to 1850 and encodes 547 amino acids.